AUGGAGAAAACACAAUCACCACCGUCUGAUUCAAAAACAGCGACGUCGCCAGCAGCUGCACAAUCACCACCGUUUGAUUAUCACCAAUCAAACGAUCACGAUCAGUUCGCUUCCAAUUUCACCUCUCUCUACCACUCAAUUUUCCCGCCAAAACAUUCACAGCUUCCAAACUCGCUCUCUUUCACACCUUCCACCACCGCCUCCCCAUCAUCCUCCUCCGCCGAUGAAAUCACCACCGAGAACCGCCUCCGUCAAGCUCGACUGAUUCUCGAGUACCAGGACCUCUGCGAUCACUACAAUCUCUCUCUCGCACGCCUCCAAACCCUAACUAAUGAACUCGAGUUGAUUCGGCAAGAGAAUGCAGAUCUCAGAGUCGCAAAUAGUGAGCUUCUCAAGCUUAUCAGUCUCUCUUCUCAGGCCGCCGUGAUGCACCACCACAGUCGUGCUUUUGGAAUCAAUCGUGAUGUUGCAACCGAGAGGAGGAAUAAUGACAAUAAUGUGGAGAGAGAGAGAGUGACAUUGCCGAAGAGUAUUUCCAUCAGAUCUAGCGGUUUUGUGAAGGUGAAUCAAGCAGUUUCUGGUAAUGCGAGUAACAAUGGAGGCGGCCGCGGCGGUGCUAGUAGUAACUCGAGUCGGUCUCGUGUGGCGACUCAGCUCGAUCAACUCGUGUCUGGAUCGAUGCAGCAGAAGGUGUAUGUGCCAGGAGGAGGAGAAGGGAAGAGAUCAGAGGAGGAAAUAGCUGCUGGAAUGGAGUUGGAGGUGUUUAAUCAAGGGAUGUGGAAGACAGAGCUAUGCAACAAGUGGCAAGAGACAGGCACAUGUCCUUACGGUAACCAUUGCCAGUUUGCUCAUGGCAUUGGCGAGCUACGUCCAGUUAUCAGGCACCCAAGGUACAAGACUCAAGCUUGCCGUAUGGUUCUUUCUGGUGGAGUUUGUCCUUAUGGUCACAGAUGCCACUUUCGCCACUCUCUCACUGAUCAAGACAGGUUACUGCUGGGCCCUCGUUGA
Molecule: messenger RNA, 1008 nt
Organism: Dovyalis caffra
Lineage: Eukaryota; Viridiplantae; Streptophyta; Magnoliopsida; Malpighiales; Salicaceae
Source: the annotation of a GenBank genome assembly